This is a messenger RNA of Budorcas taxicolor (takin), 1257 nucleotides long. It is a transcript of the gene DTNBP1, whose product is annotated as dystrobrevin binding protein 1. Gene Ontology annotation, biological process: neuron projection development; negative regulation of protein kinase activity; regulation of synaptic vesicle exocytosis. The transcript has 10 exons. Gene Ontology annotation, cellular component: neuron projection; cytoplasm; plasma membrane. The coding region runs from base 70 to 1098 and encodes 342 amino acids. The record is from RefSeq and is a predicted model, not a curated record. NCBI's taxonomy places the organism in Eukaryota, Metazoa, Chordata, Mammalia, Artiodactyla, Bovidae.
CGGGCCGCGGGGCGUGAGGUGACAGGUGAGGGGGGCGGCGGUGGCCUGAGCAGCGGAGACGCGGCGGCGAUGCUGGAGACCCUGCGCGAGCGGCUGCUGAGCGUGCAGCAGGAUUUCACCUCCGGGCUGAAGACUUUAAGUGACAAGUCAAGAGAAGCUAAAGUAAAAAACAAACCCAGGACUGUCCCAUGUUUGCCGAAGUACUCUGCUGGACUAGAAUUACUUAGCAGGUAUGAAGAUACAUGGGCUGCACUCCACAGGAGGGCCAAGGAAUGUGCAAGUGCUGGAGAGCGGGUGGACAGCGAGGUGGUCAUGCUCUCCGCGCACUGGGAGAAGAAGCAGGCGAGCCUCCGGGACCUGCAGCAGCAGCUUCAGCAGCUUCCAGGCCUCAUCGCAGACUUAGAAUCCCUGACGGCAAGUCUGACUCAUUUAGAGGCUAGUUUUGAGGAGGUAGAAAACCACCUGCUGAAUCUGGAGGAUUUAUGUGGACAGUGUGAAUUAGAGAGACACAAACAUAUGCAGUCCCAACAACUGGAAAAUUACAAGAAAAAUAAGAGGAAGGAACUUGAAACCUUCAAAGCUGAACUCGAUGCAGAGCACUCCCAGAAAGUCCUGGAGAUGGAGCAGACCCAGCAGCUGAAGCUGAAGGAGCGGCAGAAGUUUUUCGAGGAAGCCUUCCAGCAGGACAUGGAGCAGUACCUCUCCACGGGCUACCUACAGGUCGCGGAGAGGCGAGAGCCCAUGGGCAGCAUGUCGUCCAUGGAAGUGAACGUGGACAUGCUGGAGCAGAUGGAUCUGAUGGAUAUCUCUGACCAGGAGGCCCUGGACGUCUUCCUGAAUUCUGGUGGCGAGGAGAACACCCUGCUGUCCCCUAUCUCAGGGCCUGAGGCAAGCCCCGGUCAGGAGGCAGUCACUCUCCAGGUGCCCAGUCCCUCCCAGUCCCCAGCCACACCACCUUCCUCAUCCUCACCUGGUACCGACCCGGCCUCCCGUGACUCCAGCGAAGGCGGGGAGUCACCCGUGGUCCAGUCUGAUGAGGAGGGCGUGGAGGUGGACACCGCCCUUGCCACCUUACACACCGACGACAGCGACUCCUAAGCCUGGGCGCCUGUGCGCCGCCCACCUUGAAGGACGAUGCAGCGUGCACAGAGACCCGUGGUGAAGGUGGGUGGACUGGGGGCGCUCUUGGUUUUUACACAAUUGACAAUAACGUGAGGCAAGUGACUGCAACAGCUAACAAUAAAGUCUGAGAACUUU